AUGCAGACGGAAGUGUUCUUCCUGGGACAGCUGAGGCACCCUCACCUGGUGAAGCUGAUCGGCUACUGCUACGAGGACGAGCACAGGCUGCUCGUCUACGAGUUCAUGACCAGGGGCAGCCUGGAGAAGCAUCUCUUCAAAAAAUACGCUGCGUCGUUGCCAUGGUCAACACGGCUGAAGAUCGCCAUUGGCGCUGCUAAAGGGUUGGCCUUCCUCCAUGAAGCCGAGAAGCCGGUCAUCUACCGGGACUUCAAGACCUCCAACAUCCUGCUGGACUCGGAUUACAAGGCGAAGCUGUCGGAUUUCGGUCUGGCCAAGGACGGUCCGGAGGACGACGAGACGCACGUGUCGACGCGAGUCAUGGGCACGCAGGGCUACGCGGCGCCGGAGUACAUCAUGACGGGCCACCUGACGGCGAAGAGCGACGUGUACGGCUUCGGCGUGGUGCUGCUGGAGCUGCUGUCGGGCCGCAAGGCGGUGGACAAGACCCGGCCGGCGAGGGAGCAGAGCCUUGUGGAGUGGGCGCGCCCGUACCUGACGGACGCGCGCCGCCUGGACCGCGUCGUCAUGGACCCCAACCUCGCCGGCCAGUACUCCGCCCGCGCCGCGCACAGGGCCGCCGCCGUCGCGCACCAGUGCGUCGCGCUCAACCCAAAGUCACGGCCACACAUGUCCGCCGUCGUCGACGCGCUCGAGCCGCUCCUCGCGCUCGACGACUGCGGCAUCGUCGGGCCAUUCGUCUACGUCGCGCCGCCGGAGACGGUCACCAAAGGGGACGAAGCGGCGGUGGGUAAUAAGAGAGGGUCCGGCAGACGAGGAGGCCGGAGGAGGUCGUCAGGAGAAGGCGGUGCGGCGGCCGUCGUGCGGCCGGAGGAGUGAUCCGUCCGUCCAUCCGUCGUCGUCCGUGCUAUCUGCUAAUUAAUCUGCUAUGAUGAAGAUGAUGAUGAUGAUAAUUGUGGUUGUGGGUUUGCUAAUAUUUAAGCUAGCAGGUCCCUGGUGUACGUACGUAACUGGCCGUGGCCGGAUUGUUGUUGCCUGAUCGCAUGCAGCUGGCUGAGCUAUCGAUCGACCGAGCAGCAAGCAGGGAUCGGUGGAAGGUUAACGUCGUUUGUGUGAUUGAAACUUGAAAGCAGCUGCUUGUGUUUGGCUUCACGAUCGAGCACGUAUAUAGGUACAAGUAUACAAGAGGUUUUGAAGCGUGUGUAGUGUGUGUAUGUACAUAUAGGAUUUAGCAUCUCGUAACAUCACUUACAUGAGCAUCGACAUUUUUAGUUACUUUUCUUCAUGGUUUGGCAGAUCGAUAUGGAAAAGGAUAAUAGAGUUUGAAAAUAAUGAAAUACUCGUGUAUGUGCAUUGAAA
This is a messenger RNA of Sorghum bicolor (sorghum), 1359 nucleotides long. Its product is annotated as serine/threonine-protein kinase RIPK-like. Gene Ontology annotation, molecular function: ATP binding; protein kinase activity. The record is from RefSeq and is a predicted model, not a curated record. NCBI's taxonomy places the organism in Eukaryota, Viridiplantae, Streptophyta, Magnoliopsida, Poales, Poaceae. The transcript has 3 exons. Gene Ontology annotation, biological process: protein phosphorylation. Bases 1 to 879 code for a protein of 292 amino acids.